AGAGCAGCGCGACUUCAGUCUGUGGUUGUGAACGGGAAGUGCGGGCUGUGUGCGUGCAUUUGAGCUGGAAAAAAUAAAUAAAUGACGCGUUCAAAAUGCUUUAUGUUUUAGUCUGACGUUUUCAGUCGUCGCGGGAGGCGUGUGCGUCUGCUGUGUGUAAAUAUUAUACGUUUUGUCUGGAGAGGCAGAAGACGGAGAGUUGUGGUUCACCUCCAGCACAUCAGCUGCUACUGCAAAACAAAGCAGCCUCUAAUAAUAAAGAUGCACAUGAUGAGCCAGAAGCGCAGUAAAUGAUCGCUUUGCAGGGAAUCUAGCUGUGACAUCAUGAAUUUGGUCCGUCUUGUGUGUCGUCACAAGACAGCCCUGGCACUCGGUGUCUUCUUCCUAUUCGCCAUCGUCCUUUUGUUCCUCGCCAAAUGUACGUCUGAGACACUGAAGCCGGCUGAGUCCCCAGGGGCGGCGCCGCGGGCUGAGUCACGACAGAAGCAGCCGGUAGGGCCUCCUCACGCCAACGAGCUCUCUACAUUCCUGGUCGUUCUCAUCACCACGGGGCCGAAGUACACGGAGCGUCGCAGUAUCAUCCGGAGCACCUGGCUGACCAAGCAGGAUCCCGAAGUGCUCUACUGGUUUGUCGUCGGCACAGAGGGUUUACCCGCCGAAGACCUCCAGAACCUCGGAACCGAGCAGAUCCGUCACCAUGACCUCCUCCUGCUCCCUGACCUCCGGGAUUCGUACGAGAACCUCACGCAGAAACUGCUUCACAUGUACUCCUGGUUGGACCAAAACGUGGACUUUAAAUUCGUUCUGAAGGCCGACGACGACACCUUCACCCGCUUGGAAGUCCUCAAAGAGGAGCUGAAGACCAAGGAGCCCAGCCGACUCUACUGGGGCUUCUUCUCCGGCCGCGGGAGAGUGAAAACGGGCGGGAAAUGGAAAGAAAGUGCCUGGGAACUGUGCGACUACUACUUACCUUAUGCUCUGGGUGGAGGCUACGUGCUGUCCGCCGACCUCGUGCACUACGUACGUCUCAACGUGGGGUUUCUAAAGACCUGGCAGAGUGAGGACGUGUCCUUGGGUGCCUGGUUGGCCCCUGUGGAUGUGAAGCGGAUUCACGAUCCGCGCUUCGACACGGAGUACAAGUCGCGCGGCUGCAGCAAUAAGUACCUGGUCACUCACAAGCAGAGUUUAGAGGACAUGUUGGAGAAGCAUCAGACGCUACAGCGAGAUGGGCGUCUGUGCAAAGAGGAAGUCAAACUGAGGCUGUCCUACAUUUACGACUGGAGCGUCCCGCCGUCCCAGUUCUCCUCUGUUCCAGCACCCGCUUGA
Messenger RNA from Sinocyclocheilus rhinocerous, 1326 nucleotides. Its product is annotated as beta-1,3-galactosyltransferase 6-like. Lineage: Eukaryota; Metazoa; Chordata; Actinopteri; Cypriniformes; Cyprinidae. The record is from RefSeq and is a predicted model, not a curated record. The coding region runs from base 325 to 1326 and encodes 333 amino acids. Gene Ontology annotation, biological process: glycosaminoglycan biosynthetic process; protein O-linked glycosylation. Gene Ontology annotation, cellular component: Golgi membrane. Gene Ontology annotation, molecular function: galactosylxylosylprotein 3-beta-galactosyltransferase activity. The transcript has 3 exons.